ACGUAAAGUCAUCAUUUGUGCACUCUUGUCAGAAAGGAGAAAAGAGAGCGACCCAUCCCCAUCAUGAAAUUCCUGAGCCUUAUUGCCGUCGUGGCCCUCGCCGCCACCGUGUCUGCCGACUGCGAGACCUGCAAGGUGGGUGUCAAUGCCAUCUUGGACUACUUGGGCUCCAACAGCGAGGUCACUGAGGAGGCCGCCAUCGUCAAGGAUGCCUGCUGCCCUGCUCUGGAUGACCCCGAGGGCUGCGGCACUGGUGUGGACACCUGGUGGCCCGCCAUUGUGAAUGCCCUCCAAGCUAGCGACAACAUUGCCGAUAUUGCUUGCGCCGCUUUGGACCCCAGCUGCAUUGCCACCAAGGCCUGGGAUUGCGACACCUGCAAGGCUCGAUUGGACGACCUUUUGAAUGUUGCUACCGGAGAUGCUCAGACCGCCGCUCUCUUGGCCUACUUGAAGGGCCCCGCUUUCUGUGAGGAUGCCUCGGUCAGCCCCGACGCUGCCGUGUGCGGAGACUUUGUGGAUGCUUUGGCUCCUUGCGCCAUCGACUCACUUGUGGCUGUGGUUCAAGCUGAACCCGAUCGAUUCUGCAAUGAGAUCUUCCAAUUGUGCUAAUUCUUUGUUAUUUUGAAUAAAUGCGCAUCACACGAA
Messenger RNA from Tigriopus californicus, 645 nucleotides. RefSeq lists its product as uncharacterized. The coding region runs from base 64 to 609 and encodes 181 amino acids. The record is from RefSeq and is a predicted model, not a curated record. The transcript has a single exon. Lineage: Eukaryota; Metazoa; Arthropoda; Copepoda; Harpacticoida; Harpacticidae.